GAAUUUUAAACUAAUUACAAAUGAUGGUGUUUGUAACAAAAAAGAUGGGCCCCCUACGUAGAUGACCCUCUUCGUUGCUUGUGUAAUUUGGGAGAAAGUGAAAAAAUAAUUUUGAGAGAGGACAAAGCAAUGACAUAGAAAACAAAUAAUAGAAAGAGAAAGAUAUAAGUGAGUUUACAUAAAAUAGGUAAAGACAUAGUUGCAAUAUUUGGACUAAAUGAUGAGUCAUUUGGGACUUUAAAUGGACGAAAUGACUCAUGCAUUUUUUCUUUAGCAAACGAGUCCUUUGACAUCAAAUGACUCAAAUAAAUCAUUUGGUACCAAAUGAUUCGUAUAACUGGCUCAAACAAACGACCCCUUAAAAAUCCAAAUUUAUUUUUGUACUUGUACAGUACCAAAUGACUCAUACAAAUGAUUCAAGCAAACCACCCCAAGACUCCAAAUUUACUCAGACCUAUGUUGGAUCUUCAUGUCCUGAGGCCAUUUCGGGCCCAUGCUUUACCGGGAGGCGGGAGCCCAUGAGCCAAUGACCAGCUAUUUAUUAUUUAUUUAUUUAUUUUGGGUGGAAUGCUUGAGCUUUUCCGUUCAACUAUAAUUUGUUUCGACUUUCGAGUGCCCUGUAAACCCUAAACGAAGGAAGCAGUGAACCCGGUGAUAAGUUCCCCGUCGGCGACCAUGACUUUCAAGCGCAGAAAUGGAGGACGUAACAAGCACGGCCGUGGCCAUGUCAACUUCGUCCGCUGCUCUAAUUGCGGCAAGUGUUGUCCUAAGGACAAGGCGAUUAAGAGGUUUUUGGUGAGAAACAUUGUAGAGCAAGCUGCGGUGAGGGACAUUCAAGAGGCUUGUGUUUUUGACGGCUAUGUUCUCCCUAAGCUGUACGUGAAGAUGCAAUACUGUGUUUCCUGUGCAAUCCACUCCAGGGUUGUCAGGGUUCGAUCCCGCGAGGAUCGAAGGAAGCGCGAGCCCCCUCAGCGGUUCACCAGGCGCAAGGAGGAUCAGCAAAGGCCUGGAGGCCCUGGUCAAGCUCCCCGUACUGGAGCACCGGUUGCUGCUCGCACGUAAGAAGCAAAGGGUUCUGUUCUCUUCCGGUGGCUCUCAGUGCAGAUGUAGAGAGCUUUCAAUGCUUCAUAGUUUAGGCAGCCCUUAGUUUUCCCUCUUAUGACUCAUGACAGCCAGUUGGAUCGGUCUUCGAGUCCCUGCACGUUUUGAUGGUCAUAUACCCCUCAUAAGAUAGUUAUAUGUUUGUUGAACUGGUUCGUAAUCAGUUCUGCUGUGUUUUGUUGUUAGAAAUCUCGUUGUGACUGCAUAUUUUGUUGAGGCGGCAUUCUAAAUUGAGAUUCUAUUCUGCGGUGAACAAUAUUUGCAAGCAAUAAAAGAAGAAAGAGCAG
Molecule: messenger RNA, 1388 nt
Organism: Linum trigynum
Lineage: Eukaryota; Viridiplantae; Streptophyta; Magnoliopsida; Malpighiales; Linaceae
Source: the annotation of a GenBank genome assembly